AUGAGGCCUACGACGAGUUAUGAUGACCUUGUUAAUUCUGUACUACAGAAACUUGGUCUGCAAUGCGUGAAACGGGUUAAGAAAAUUUUCUAUCGCAUUUCGAUCUUAGUGCUGCAAGAAAUCGUGAAGUACGAUUGUUUCACGAUCGGUAGUGAUGAGGACUUGCAGGUCAUGUUUCAUUGUCGUCGGCAGUUUUCUGAGGUUAGGACACCUGAGCUGUUGGCGAAGUUGGUUGAUGUCGUUUCUAGCUCGGGGGGUUCGAACCAGAAUACCCAAACUAUAGGCACGGUAGCCGGUUCUAGCUCCAGACCUGUUGGUGUAUCUUCGUCCGUCCCUGUGAAUGAAUCUCCGGUCAAGCCUGUCGCCUCCCCGUUGUUCGCUGUUGAUCUCAACUGUAGUGGAGGCAGAGAGGUUAGAGUAGGGGAUAUUGUGCCGACUUCUUCACAGUGUGCCGCACCAGCUAGUCUGGACAAUGCUUUGCUGAAUGAUGUUGAUGAUGAUGAUGUGGAGCCGGAUAUCAUUGCUGAUGACAGUGAUGAUGGUAUUGGAGCUAGUGAGCCAGCUGGGGCUGGAGGUGGUUCUAGUUCUAGCACACAGCAAGAUGGCCAGGGGUCUGCAGGUCUGUCAGAGUUUCAGGUUGGUCAGCAGUUUCAGAAUAAAGAUGAGGUUGUGUUAAGUGUGAAGACGUACAGCAUCCGACACGGGGUACAUUACAAGGUGGUGGAGUCUGACUAUCGUCAGUAUGUUGGGAAGUGUUCUAAGUUUGGGAAUGGGUGUACAUGGUUGAUUAGGCUAAGUCUCUGGCAUCGCAAGGGCAUUCGGGAGCAUCAAGGGGCUUCUGAAUGCGACGAUAGUACACUUUGGGUUCAGGCGAUGUAUAGGAGGGUUUGGUUGGCGAAGCAGAAGGCUGUGGCCCACAUCUAUGGUGAUUGGGAUGAGUCGUACAACGAGUUCCCUAGGUGGGUGUUAGGAGCUCAGUUGACGAUGCCUGGUACUGUUGCAGUCCUUAGGACGAGUCCUGUUCGAGUUGGGGGGCAGGUCGACGGCUCGCAAGCUUAUUUUCACCGACUGUUCUGGACAUUUCCACCAUGUAUUGAGGCAUUCCGUUAUUGCAAGCCCUUGGUUAGUAUUGACGGCACCCAUCUGUAUGGCAAGUAUGGGGGUAUGUUGCUCGUCGUGAUUGCACAGGACGGAAACUCCAACAUACUGCCUGUUGCAUUUGCACUGGUUGAGGGUGAGAAUGCUGAGUCCUGGUCCUUCUUUCUCUCCCAUCUCCAGCAGCACGUGACACCGCAACUGGGUCUACUGGUUAUAUCAGAUAGGCAUAACGGCGUCAAGGCUGCGCUUGAGGCUCCCGAUAGAGGAUGGCUACCUCUAGCUGCCUACCGUGCAUUCUAUAUUCGACAUGUGGCAACAAAUUUCGCCCUGACCUUCAAGGGCAAGGACGCAAGGAGGCUUCUUGUGAAUGCAGCUUAUGCUAAGACUGAGGUGGAAUUCGAUUACUGGUUUGAUAUUCUGCGGUCUGAAGACCCUGCCAUGUGUGAGUGGGCGAACCGGAUCGAGUAUUCAUUGUGGACUCAGCAUCGGGAUGAGGGUAGGAGAUUUGGUCACAUGACGACAAAUAUCUCCGAGUGUGUUAAUUCAAUCCUAAAGGGGGUCAGGAAUCUUCCGGUGUGCUCACUGGUGAAGGCAACUUACGGGAGGUUGGCAGAAUUAUUCGUUCGCAAGGGGAGAGAGGCUGAGGCCCAGCUAGAAACCGGACAACAAUUCAAUCAACAUAUGGUGAAAUGUAUAGAGGCCAAGACACACUGGGGGAGAUGA
Molecule: messenger RNA, 1821 nt
Organism: Arachis stenosperma
Lineage: Eukaryota; Viridiplantae; Streptophyta; Magnoliopsida; Fabales; Fabaceae
Exons: 3
Coding region: 1-1821 (606 amino acids)
Source: RefSeq, a predicted model, not a curated record